This is a messenger RNA of Yarrowia lipolytica CLIB122, 759 nucleotides long. RefSeq lists its product as uncharacterized. The record is from RefSeq and is a predicted model, not a curated record. Gene Ontology annotation, cellular component: nucleus; cytoplasm. Gene Ontology annotation, biological process: RNA metabolic process. Gene Ontology annotation, molecular function: single-stranded DNA binding; sequence-specific DNA binding; RNA binding. Lineage: Eukaryota; Fungi; Ascomycota; Dipodascomycetes; Dipodascales.
AUGGACUGGCUCAGUGAAGUGCAAAAGCUCAACGACCAGAACUCGCAGAACGUCACCCGGCUGAACGAAGAGAUCGACAAGCUAGAUCUGACGCUCAAGAAGGCUCAGAUUGUAGUAGGACGAGCUCACACUGUGGCCCCCACCAAGUUUUAUCUCCAGCCUCUGCUUGAAGACCCCAUCUACGCAGAGAUUGCAGAAAAGUGUCAGGAGCUGGCGACUACCGCGUCUCAAUGGCAGUUUUACAGAUACAACAACAUGUACGGCGGCUGUUUCCAGCGGGCUGUGUUUGUGACUCUGCUACGACACUUUCUGGCCAACUGGGUGGACACUGACAUGGCUAUUGUGGUCUCCAACCCCUCCAAUUGGCAGUCACUGGUGGCCGCCACCCCCCUAGGACCUGAUCUAGUGUCCAAGCAGCUUGGAGUGCCGUUUUUGACCGAGCUGGAGGCUGGAAAUGAAAACACGUGCCAUCUGACCGACUACGACUACCUGCUGGGUAUCGUGACCAUGAUCAACGAGCUUUCUCGACUUGCAUUCAACUCCGUUACGGCCAUUGCCUCGUAUAACGAGAGCCACGACACCAAGUUGCCAUUUGUGUUCCCUCAGUACCUUCUUGCAUUCAUUAAGAACACUCAUGCUGGCCUCAUGGUGCUGAAUCUGAAGAAUGAUAAACUGCGAAGAAGUUAUGAUUCUAUCAAAUAUGAUGUGAAGAAGGUGGAGGAGAUUAUCUAUGAUUUGACCGUGAGACGGUUGGUCUAA